Messenger RNA from Phycodurus eques (leafy seadragon), 3164 nucleotides. RefSeq names its product thromboxane A2 receptor (gene tbxa2r). Gene Ontology annotation, cellular component: plasma membrane. Gene Ontology annotation, molecular function: thromboxane A2 receptor activity. The coding region runs from base 350 to 1453 and encodes 367 amino acids. The record is from RefSeq and is a predicted model, not a curated record. The transcript has 3 exons. NCBI's taxonomy places the organism in Eukaryota, Metazoa, Chordata, Actinopteri, Syngnathiformes, Syngnathidae. Gene Ontology annotation, biological process: positive regulation of vasoconstriction; inflammatory response; positive regulation of blood pressure.
AAGGAAGCAUGACUCGAGGGGGAGAUGAUUAUCUGAGCUGCCGGGGACUGAGCAGCAGUAGCAGAGGGAAGGAGAUGUUGAAGGGUUAUUGUUAAGCGUGCUGUGACACUACCUAUUGAAAAUGUGUUCAUGAACUUUCCUUUGACAGGGUGCACACAUUGAAAAUGGUCUUCUGUCUCCUGGGGCCUUUGCGUUCGAUCCAUGACUAAUUAGAAGGAGAUUGACGGUCUGGAUGGAGAAGUCAAAGUCAGCUUCUAAACCCUCAUCAAAUGGUUGAAGAGCCAGAUUCUUAGUAGUGAUAUUGUUCUUCAAAAUCUGAAGUGGACAUCUUCCGGCUCAUCUGGACACCAUGAACACUUCUGCCCUACUGCCCUCCAACGACACGCCGCUCUGCUACAGGAUUAACAAUCCUCCUUUUAAGUAUGUGCCCACCAUUGCCUCAGCCUACUUCUCUUCCAUCUUCAGCGUGUUGGGUAUCACCUCCAACCUCAUCGCCUUUGUGGUUCUAAUCAAGUCGUUCCAGCGGACUCACAGCAGCUCUCGCUCUUCCUUCCUCAUCUUCCUGGGCGGCCUGGUGAUCACUGACUUCAUGGGUCUGGUGGUCACAGGCAGCAUUGUGGUCUCCUUUCAUGUGACGCACUUCAACUGGCGCAAUUUGGACCCACACUGCCACUUCUGCAACUUCAUGGGCAUGUCCAUGGUCUUCUACGGACUAUGCCCGCUGCUGCUCGGUGCGGCUAUGGCUUUGGAGCGCUUCAUUGGCAUCACCCGUCCAUUUGCACGCACCACCACUCUGCCCAGGAGGCGAACGGUCUUCAUGUUGUUGCUGGUGUGGUUCAUUGCCGGCUGCAUAGCGUUGUUGCCUCUGACAGGAGUCGGGAGCUACCACAUGCAGAUGCCCGGCUCCUGGUGUUUUUUCAACAUUAGCUCAGAGGGCAAUGACCUGACCUUUUCUGUGCUCUUCUCCAUGGUCGGGUUGACGUGCAUCGCUGUGUCUUUUGUGUUGAACACGGUGACUGUUGUGACGCUGAUCAAGGUGUGCUGUGGACAGGAUAAGAUGCAACGUCCCCGAGAUCAGGAAAUGGAAAUGAUGGUGCAGCUCAUCCUGAUCAUGGCCAUCGCUUCCAUCUGCUGGUGCCCGAUGCUAGUCUUUAUUGCACAAACUGUGCUGAGUGGACGUCCUCUGCAGGUCAUAUACCUUCUGCUGUGGCUGCGCUUUGCCUCCUGGAACCAGAUCCUGGACCCAUGGGUGUAUAUCCUGUUUCGCAGGGCGGUAUUACAGAGAGUCUACCCACGCAUGGACUGGUCCCGGUGGUCCCAAUGGUCCACCUUAAACCAAUCAUUUCGGAACACCGUUCACAGAUUAACACAUUCUUCUUCACUUGGGAGGCCUCUUAGCUCAGAUGAAACAGAACAGAACGAACAAUUAAAUGAAACACCCAAUACACUAUAAAUCCACUCAUGAUGGUUCGACUAGUUUGGAGGAGAGACGAAGUUGGUUUAUAGUGAUGAUGUUUUUGUGUACAGUGGUGAUACUUUCUUGAAUGGCACCCUGUGUGAGACCCACCACGAACGUACACACACGCACGCACGCACGCGCACACACACACACCAAUGAUAAACACUGGCGUACAGUUUCUUUGAAAUAUAUUGAAUUAUCAUCAAAUAAUACAGCAGCAGCAAAUAAUAAUUAGAAUUAGAACAAAAGAGAAUUAAAAAAAACGCACACAAACUUAAGGGUACCUUAUUGAAAUAAUUUAGGCUUUUUUUCGGUGUGUUAUUGCUUAAGGAUUAAAUUGCAAAAUGAUUUCAAAAGAGUUGCCAUCUGUCCUUUUUUGAUGCAGAAUCGUCUAUAAUGUCUUUAUAUCUGCUCCCUAACUGUGUAGUUGAUGCUGAAGCCAUUUAAAUGUUACAAUUAAUUAAUUAUGAUACAAUGUAGAAGCAAGAGGCUUAUAAGUGAGACACAUGAUGCAAUUUCAAGUUGGAACCAACCCUGCCCCAUAAAAUAACAACAUAGUACAGUUCUAAGAAUGAAGCUGCGUCUUUGCUACUUUCUCCUCCUCUUCUUUCAAAAUUUCCCACCCAAUGACUUUGAUCGUUUCCUCUCCAUGUUUACAAUAAGUAUUCUACACUUAUUGUAAACAUUUCCUAUAAUACCCCAAGACCUCACCCUCAUCCUGGUACACUAAUCGCCUAUACAGUAUAUUGUAAAGGCCAACGUUUGACAUGUCAUGCCAUUUCAGUAGCAAUAUCUUGUUUUAUUUUGUGGCAUGUUGCUGUCCCAAAGCACUGCUGCGCUAUGCUGCGCAUAAUGCACAUGCCAGAAACCGCCAUUGUUUGCAUUAUUAACAUACUGUGAUAAAUUUAGGCUACUAACCAGGGAUCAAGCAUGUGUGUAUAAUGCGCACCCAUGUAUAAUACGCAGCCCCAAAGUUGAUUUCAAAAUUCUGGAAAACCCUUCUUCCUAUGUAUAAUGCCUUUUUACAAUGCAUGAUUUUGCUUCUACCCAUAUGCUCAAAACAAGAAGUAUCUGUAUUUUGUUUUUUUAUUAUUAUUAUUAUUUUUGUCAAAGAAUUAUUCUGAAGUUUAGCACUUUAUUUGAACAUGUAAUCCUUUUUUUCAUUUACUUGCUCUUAUUUUGAAAAUAACAGCCCUACAUUUAUUUUGUAAAUUAGAAAACACACAGUUGUGCUCAUAUGUUUGAUUACCCAGGCAGAAUUUGUAAGAUCGGUACAAUUCUUUAAAGAAAACAUGAAGGACCACGCAAAACACAUUUAAUUUUAUUUUAAUUGGUUUCAAAUUAAACUGUCAAGCAUUUCAGAAAAGCAUUAUCAUUAAAAAAAACAUAACUGUAAAGAAAUUAAUGAUGGUUGUUGUUCAGUCAGUCAUAUUUUAAAAAAUAUAUAUUUCACAAAUUCUGCCAGCAUAUGUAAACUUAUGAGCACAACUGUACAUAAAUGCAGUCAUACGUACCCCUGUCAUAUUGGAAUGAAUGUAUAGACUACAAAUUUUUUAUAAACACUAGGUGGCGGUGGCAUUUUCGGAAUGAAAGUGUUUAGCUUUUUCAUAACCACGAGAUGGCGGCAUACAUUUAUAAAAUGUGAAGGUUGUUUUCCAUUUGCCCCUAUACCUAUGUAUAAUGCGCACUAUUGACUUUUGACCAU